Messenger RNA from Zasmidium cellare ATCC 36951, 1491 nucleotides. RefSeq lists its product as uncharacterized. Gene Ontology annotation, cellular component: membrane. The coding region runs from base 1 to 1491 and encodes 496 amino acids. Gene Ontology annotation, molecular function: carbohydrate:proton symporter activity. The transcript has 5 exons. Lineage: Eukaryota; Fungi; Ascomycota; Dothideomycetes; Mycosphaerellales; Mycosphaerellaceae. Gene Ontology annotation, biological process: carbohydrate transport; transmembrane transport. The record is from RefSeq and is a predicted model, not a curated record.
AUGCAAUCCACUUUGAUCGGAACGACAAGACCACUCGUCGCCCUAAUAAACAAUUUCUACGCCUUCGACACGUUUAAUCGCAAGUAUGGCGUGCUCACCGACGAUGGCACCUACCAAGUCCCAGCGUCCUGGCAAGCAGGCCUCAGCAACGGCGCCAACGUCGGCCAAAUGAUCGGUCUCCUCAUCAACGGCUGGGCGAGCGAGCGAUUUGGCUACAGGAAGACUGUAAUGACCUGUCUCGUCCUUAUCAUUGGCUUCAUCGCCAUAUUCUUCACUGCCCCGAAUGUCGAGACCCUUCUGGUGGGCGAGAUCCUUUGCGGAAUACCAUGGGGAGUCUUUCAAACUCUGAGCAUCACCUACGCCUCUGAAGUCUGCCCCAUCGCGCUGCGUGGAUACCUCACCACUUACGUCAACAUGUGCUGGGGCUUGGGACAGCUCAUCGCCAUCGGCGUCAUCCGCUCCAUGCUCAACCGCACCGACGAAUGGGCCUACCGCAUCCCGUACGCCCUCCAAUGGAUGUGGCCCGUCCCCCUCCUCAUCGGCGUGGCCUUCGCCCCGGAAUCCCCCUGGUGGCUCGUCCGACGUGAACGCUUCGAAGAUGCCAAAAAGGCCCUUCUUCGCCUCACCUCUCUCAGCCGCGAGACGGACUUCAACGCCGACGAGACGAUCGCCAUGAUGGUUCACACGACGGCUUUGGAGAAAAAGAUCACUAAAGGAGCCUCGUACCUGGAUUGCUUCAAAGGGACCGAUUUACGUCGUACAGAGAUCAUCUGCAUGGCAUGGGCGAUGCAAAACCUGGCAGGUAACAGUUUCUCCAACUAUUCGACCUAUUUCUUGACGGGGGCGGGCGUCAGCGAGGAGAACAGUUACUCUUUCGCCCUUGGGCAAUACGCGAUCAACAUGGUUGGAGUCUUCGGCGCAUGGGGUCUCAUGUCUCUCGGCAUAGGCCGCCGCAGCCUCUACCUCUACGGCCUCUGCGGCCUCACAGUCAUGCUCCUGAUCAUGGGCUUCCUGGGCCUCGUCCCUGACUCCCACCGCGUUGAAUCCGGACUCGCCACAGGCUCCCUCAUGAUUGUCUGGGCGCUCGUCUACCAACUCACCGUUGGAACUGUAUGCUACUCCCUCGUAGCCGAAAUCUCCACGAGACGUCUGCAAAUCAAAACCGUCGUGUUGGGCCGAAACGCCUACAUAAUAGUCGGCAUAAUCUGUUCCAUCGUCACCCCCUACAUGAUCAACCCUUCCGCCUGGGACUGGGGCAACUUCGCCGGGUUCUUCUGGGCGGGGCUCGCCUUCCUCUGCGCCGUGUACACGUUCUUCCGCGUGCCGGAGCCGCACGGACGGACGUUUGCGGAGUUGGAUCUGUUGUUUGAGAGGAAGGUGAGCGCGCGGAAGUUUGCGAGCACCAAGGUGGAUGUUUUUGAGGAGGGCGUGGAUGAGGGGGUUUUUAAGGCUAAGGUGGAGGCGAAGUAUGAGGAGAAGGCGUUUCAGUGA